This is a messenger RNA of Scylla paramamosain (green mud crab), 379 nucleotides long. RefSeq lists its product as uncharacterized. The transcript is spliced from 3 exons. The coding region runs from base 5 to 379 and encodes 124 amino acids. The record is from RefSeq and is a predicted model, not a curated record. NCBI's taxonomy places the organism in Eukaryota, Metazoa, Arthropoda, Malacostraca, Decapoda, Portunidae.
AGCUAUGAAAGUAUUAGUGUACCGGCGAUGUCUCUUUUGCAAGAGUGGAGAGAAAGGAAUCCAACACAUUGGUCGUGUGAACGUUUCACCAGGAUUCCAUUUGGACACCUUAUUUAUCGAUUCCAGGAACGAAAUGCAGAACUUUAAAGGCCACACAAUUAAUGUUGUUGCGGCCCCCUACUUCCCCUACAUCGCCUAUGUGAGAGACAGCAAUGAGCCAGGCACUACGGUAACCCCGACGUACUCUGUUGAUGCAUACCUCAUGUCUGCAUUUGCUACUCACCUAAACUUCACGUGUAGCAAUAACAUAAUUUACUUCAUUCUCUUUACUGAUUAUAAACGGCCCUUGGUAUUAUGCUUGGAGAGGAAACCUCCUUAG